ACAAUUUCAGUCACAACUAUUUAUCUUUUUUUUCAAAUUGCAUGAAAGGAUAUUACUCAUUUCUCGUGUUUUAUUUAAUUAAUUAAAUCCAAUAUCCUAAUUAUUUGUUACUUGUGGCUAAUUUAUUUAAUAGAUAGUGUGCGAAAAGAAUAAAUUCAUCGUCGGAGUGUGGAAAUGCAAGCCAUAAAAUGCGUAGUUGUCGGUGAUGGAGCCGUCGGUAAAACUUGUUUACUCAUUAGUUACACAACCAAUGCUUUUCCCGGCGAGUACAUACCUACAGUUUUCGAUAAUUACUCCGCCAAUGUUAUGGUCGAUGGGAAACCAAUCAACUUAGGAUUAUGGGAUACAGCUGGUCAAGAAGACUACGACAGAUUACGACCACUUUCAUACCCACAAACUGAUGUAUUUUUAAUUUGUUUCUCUCUCGUAAAUCCGGCAUCUUUUGAGAAUGUUCGAGCAAAGUGGUAUCCUGAAGUAAGACAUCAUUCUCCCAGUACACCUAUAAUACUUGUUGGUACAAAAUUAGAUCUGCGAGAAGAUAAAGAAACUAUUGAGAAACUGAAAGAAAAAAAAUUAGCUCCAAUUACUUAUCCUCAAGGAUUAUCAAUGGCGAAAGAAAUCGGAUCAGUGAAAUACUUGGAAUGCAGUGCUCUAACGCAGAAAGGCCUAAAAACUGUAUUCGACGAGGCAAUACGAGCUGUACUGUGUCCUAUUGUGCCACCGAAAAAGCGUAGGGGGUGCGUCAUACUCUGAAAAAAUUUUACAAACCUGUUGCUCGAACGAAUAUCUCUUUAUCUAUUGUGGAAAAAUCUUGUAAAUAUCGUACGUUGAAAGCUCGAAUUAAUUCUACUGUAUUUUCGUAACUUGUCACUCUACUUAUAUAUUUUUUUCUUUCGCGCCAUCACACGGAAUAUUUUUUAAUUUCGGCCGAAUCUGGUUCCGUUCAGAUUUUUUUUCUUUCCUCUUUUCAAUUACCUAGAAUUCGAAAAUCACGUUUGAUUGAACGUCGUGUGUUCCGUAAUGGGUUUUCAUUUCAAGCGCUGGUUUUUCUGCUAAUUUAGCGCGAUCGUUUUUUUAUGUAUUUCUGGUUUUAAAAGCGUCGUAAUCGUCAUUCCAUUAUUAGUAGAACGAUCAGAUACGUAUUUUAUGUGUUCAUUUAGCUUUUUAUCGAGAAAUUGGAUAUACCAACGAUAAGGCGAUUGUUGUACGGAUGGGUUUCGUGCGAGUUAUUCUUGUUCUAUCGUCAGCAAUUUUUUUUUUUUACAUUGGUCUUUCAAGUAGCUUAUAAAAUCGCUGCUGCACUAUUUUCAUUGUAGCCUGAGGUAAAAUGCUGAACAUAAAAUGGUUACCGAAUUAAAGAAACGUGUCUGAUACGUAGUUAACUAUAUAAAUUUAGCGCUUCCUGUGUUGUCGUAUGUGGAUGUCGCCUCGUACAUCCGACGACAGUUUUAUCUUCUAUUAAGGAAUACCUCCCCCCCCCUUCUCUAAAACACUCGUUUGUUUUUAAUAAUAAAAUUAUUAUUGGCCGAUCGAUUCGUAUGAUGAUAGUUUAGUUACAUUUUUUUUUUAUAUACGCGUAUAAUAUGUCGCGAUAAUGCAAUGAUAGGAAAAAAUAAUGCAUACUUUUUAAUAAUUGAAUUAUUAACAAUAAUUUUUUUUUCUUUUAUUACUGUGAUGUAUUUUAACUCUAAUGUCGUCGUAUCGCGUAAUAAAAAGUCGCGCCAGGAGAACAAUUCUGCGAAAGCGACUUUUUUUCGUAGUAUUAAUCACUUAAGCGAAUAUAGUGUCCUCUGCGUCGAUGUAAAAUAUCCAACGUAUUUUACGUACAAAUUAUACCUAUUUAUAUUAUUAAGGUCAAUAAUUAUUCUGCGUGCAUUUCAGAAUAUUAUUUAGUUGAUUUUCUAAAAUGUCACCAUCAUGAAAUCUUUGUAAAGUAUUAAUUUUCAUUUUUCUUUUUUUUUUUUUUAAAGAGUGUAUAUAGGUACUUUAAUAGUCUAAUUGGUGCUUUGUGCUUGCAUAUGCUAUAUUUUUUGCGUUGCGUUGAUUGUGAUUUAAAUGUUUACGCUUGCUCGAGUUCUCUGUUCUGUUUUUAUUUUUGUCUUUUUUCUCGCUUCUUUUUUUUUUCUUUUUUUAAACGUGUGUUUGUAGUUUUUCGCUGUUUUUUUUUUUAUUAUUUCAUCUUCUGUGUAAUUCGAUGCGAUUAUUACGAUGAAAAAUUACCACAAUGAUGAAUGAUUUUGUUGAUCAAAAUUUUUUUCUUUUUUUUUUGUAUUUUAAAUUACAAUUAUCGUAACUAUAUUAACGCGGUUCGCAUCGAUUAAUGACCUACCAAUCGCUGUUCAUUUUGAUUUUGAUUAUGUAAUAACGCACAAGCGGUUUUUUUCUUCUUUUUUUCCCGAACGAUAAGUGUAGUUUUGUGCAUUUAAUUUUUAAACAUAUCCAUUUUUAUUUUAAUUUAUACGUGUAAAGUUGUAUUGGAUGUUUUGAAUUUUAUUAACUUUUUAUUUCUGUUUCUUAUUCUCUUUGUUAAUAGCAUUUAAUUUAUUAAUUUAAUAUUUGUAAUGAAUAAAGUAUAAUGACACGACCGA
Messenger RNA from Planococcus citri (citrus mealybug), 2588 nucleotides. RefSeq names its product ras-related protein Rac1. Gene Ontology annotation, cellular component: cytoplasmic vesicle; cell projection; cytoskeleton. Gene Ontology annotation, molecular function: protein kinase binding; GTPase activity; GTP binding. Bases 175 to 753 code for a protein of 192 amino acids. The record is from RefSeq and is a predicted model, not a curated record. The transcript has 6 exons. Gene Ontology annotation, biological process: establishment or maintenance of cell polarity; cortical cytoskeleton organization; regulation of actin cytoskeleton organization. NCBI's taxonomy places the organism in Eukaryota, Metazoa, Arthropoda, Insecta, Hemiptera, Pseudococcidae.